AUCAAACACACACUGCCACCAACCAGUCAGGUAUCGACUUCUCUACUCCGUAACACCUCAGUUCUUACUCCCACGCCAUCCUUCGCAUCAUCCAUCACUUGUCGUUGACGCCUUGUCCACCUUCUCUUCCCGCUCCCUCGUGCGUGUCUGCGGCUGUAUUUUCCUCUCGGCUCCCAGAUCCAGAUCCAACCCUGGCCAGCCUUUCUCUCCUACGAGACGAAUCGAACGUCGCUAAAACACCCCGAAGAAACAUCUCUGCCUGACAGAAACAACGGAUACUUCUCCUCCAGCCCUAAACUACUAUUAGAAACAGCGGCCUCGCUCUCAGCUCACCGCACGUUCUGUUCUUCUUUUUCUCCUCUCCCUUUACGUGCCCUUCAUACGGAGUAUAGCCCAACGACUUAUCCUCUUCCCUUCUACGAGUACUACUAGCCUCUACAAUUCCAUCUGUACUACCGAAUACAAAUUCGAGAUCUCCAUCGUCCACGAACCCCCUAAAAGCUCCAAACGUCCGGGAAAAAAGCAAAAGUGUCAAGAGUACUGCUCUCUCACAAACCAAAAAUUGGAGGUGUCAAGUUGCUUUGUGUCGGUGUUUGGCUCGAAACUGUCUGGGUGCCUCUCUGCUCUAUUUGUACUCGAGCAGAGUCUGGCUAUAUCAAUAAUACUACACUCCACCUGUUCGCGCUUACCACUCCGGCGGUGCGGUAAACAUUUGGAACCGCUUCUCACUCCAGUGCACGGUUCACCUCAUCCGAGUUACGAGUACCAACGACUACUAGUCUUACCGCAAAGGCCGCCUUGACAUCAGCGGGAAACCCCAUACUUGACAGUCUCGCCGCCCAUAACAACGGUUACUAUCCAUAACAACCAAGCCCCCAAAAGAGGCAAUGUCUCGCAGGUCGCUUGAGUCUCAAAGGCCUAUUAUGGCUCCAAGUGUCACUUCCAAACGCGCCUCGAAACGCUACUCUACGUACUCUGCGUCCCCAAGCUUUGCCACCACCACCUCCAACUACUCGAAUAACCUGGCAUCUGCAAACGUGGUCAGCCCGGAGACCGGCAUGGCAGAGAUACGCCAUCUCACCCAGGGCCUUGACAGACUCGACAAUAAACGCCUUCAACAACAGCGGUUUAUUCCUAGUCAGAAAAAGGCAGACGACCUGAGCAAAUUGAGUCUGGGGGCGAAAGUCGAAAGAGCACUGGGACGGAGAAUGUCGGAUCAAGAUGCCGUUUUCCGAGUCAAAAGACCCGUCGCCAAACCAGUACAAUCAUUCUCCAUAAUUGACGAGAAGACCGCUCUCAAGGUUUAGGGUUUUGGUCUCCAUUCACUUCCAAUGUAGGAUUGCUGGACGAGCCGGUCUUUGGAGAAAUUCUCUCUCGAGGAUUGAUGGAAAUGGCGGUGAUGACACACACGUGCACGUGAGAAGGCAGGAAACCAUUUCUCUGUGUUCGGAACGACGACAAAGCAACAUUGGGUGAUGUGUACCCUUUUGAAACCCCAAAUGGGUUCGGAAUACGAGGACGAUGCUCGCAUAUUGUCAAAAGAACAAUUUUCGAUGUUGGCGUUGACGUGGUUGAUGUUGAUUGAUGCUUUAAUUGAGAUACCAUUUCUUACAUGUCAAUAUGGGGUGUUUAUGCUGGGGGUUUUUGUUUUCUUGUUGAAGGGGGACGAGGAUGAAUUGCAUGUCAGCAUGAGUAUCGUUAUCACGUUAGAUAUGUAUCGAUACCCACGAGAAGUUGUAGUUGAGAGAAGAGGGACAACAAUGAUGAUGGGGUGAGGUGUGAGGACAAUUAUAAAUGUCCAAAUUCAGCAGCCGUACACAAGCAAGAAGUUGUUGCUCCUGUACUGUACGACUUAGUUAGAGGCAAACGUAUUCAGUUCUGUCGCUUUUUCCCCUCUCUUGUUGUCACGAAUGUCACAACAUUCCUGAG
Messenger RNA from Exophiala oligosperma, 1929 nucleotides. RefSeq lists its product as uncharacterized. The transcript is spliced from 2 exons. The record is from RefSeq and is a predicted model, not a curated record. NCBI's taxonomy places the organism in Eukaryota, Fungi, Ascomycota, Eurotiomycetes, Chaetothyriales, Herpotrichiellaceae. Bases 888 to 1307 code for a protein of 139 amino acids.